Molecule: messenger RNA, 3275 nt
Organism: Gorilla gorilla gorilla (western lowland gorilla)
Lineage: Eukaryota; Metazoa; Chordata; Mammalia; Primates; Hominidae
Gene: GPR171
Product: G protein-coupled receptor 171
Exons: 3
Coding region: 260-1219 (319 amino acids)
Biological process (GO): G protein-coupled receptor signaling pathway
Cellular component (GO): membrane
Molecular function (GO): G protein-coupled purinergic nucleotide receptor activity
Source: RefSeq, a predicted model, not a curated record
AGUAAAGCCAGCAGCCUGCAAUGGGGUUGCUACUGCUGCGGCUAACCAAACAGCUCAUGCUUCUCUGAAGACUUGCAGCAAGGCUUGCUGAGGCUCACAGAAGAUAGCCCCAGGCAGUGUUUUGGAGUGGUUUUGAAUGUGAUUCUGAGAUCAGACUGACUGAGCUGGAAUCCUGGCUUUAUAUCUUACCAGCUACACAACCUUGGAGUCUUAGAAAUUUUUUCUUUUCAAUAAGCAGUCAUCCUUACUUUCCCUCAAGAUGACAAACAGUUCGUUCUUCUGCCCAGUUUAUAAAGAUCUGGAGCCAUUCACGUAUUUUUUUUAUUUAGUUUUCCUUGUUGGAAUUAUUGGAAGUUGUUUUGCAACCUGGGCUUUUAUACAGAAGAAUACGAAUCACAGGUGUGUGAGCAUCUACUUAAUUAAUUUGCUUACAGCCGAUUUCCUGCUUACUCUGGCAUUACCAGUGAAAAUUGUUGUUGACUUGGGUGUGGCACCUUGGAAGCUGAAGAUAUUCCACUGCCAAGUAACAGCCUGCCUCAUCUAUAUCAAUAUGUAUUUAUCAAUUAUCUUCUUAGCAUUUGUCAGCAUUGACCGCUGUCUUCAGCUGACACACAGCUGCAAGAUCUACCGAAUACAAGAACCCGGAUUUGCCAAAAUGAUAUCAACCGUUGUGUGGCUAAUGGUCCUUCUUAUAAUGGUGCCAAAUAUGAUGAUUCCCAUCAAAGACAUCAAGGAAAAGUCAAAUGUGGGUUGUAUGGAGUUUAAAAAGGAAUUUGGAAGAAAUUGGCAUUUGCUGACAAAUUUCAUAUGUGUAGCAAUAUUUUUAAAUUUCUCAGCCAUCAUUUUAAUAUCCAAUUGCCUUGUAAUUCGACAGCUCUACAGAAACAAAGAUAAUGAAAAUUACCCAAAUGUGAAAAAGGCUCUCAUCAACAUACUUUUAGUGACCACGGGCUACAUCAUAUGCUUUGUUCCUUACCACAUUGUCCGAAUCCCGUAUACCCUCAGCCAGACAGAAGUCAUAACUGAUUGCUCAACCAGGAUUUCACUCUUCAAAGCCAAAGAGGCUACACUGCUCCUGGCUGUGUCAAACCUGUGCUUUGAUCCUAUCCUGUACUAUCACCUCUCAAAAGCAUUCCGCUCAAAGGUCACUGAGACUUUUGCCUCACCUAAAGAGACCAAGGCUCAGAAAGAAAAAUUAAGAUGUGAAAAUAAUGCAUAAAAGACAGGAUUUUUUGUGCUACCAAUUCUGACCUUACUGGACCAUAAAGUUAAUUAUAGCUUUGAAAGAGAAAAAAAAAAAAAAAAAAAACUCAGUACGAAAAAAUACAGUUAGCUAGCAAAUAUGGACAGGUUUACUUAGAAAUCCUGUUUCUAAAUGCAAGUCAAGCUUUAUUGUUAGGCUUGCUGCUACUCAUUAACCCAAAUAUUUGUACAAAAAACUAAACAGUCUCAUUGAACGAAUGUAAAAUCCUGCAAUAUCCUUGAAAUCCAAAAGAGGUCCAUGACAUAGACCCAAAGGUAUUCAUGAGUUAUUCAUUUAAAUGCCUGGAACUGACUUCUUGAUAAAAAUAUAAAAAAUAAUUUCCAUGUAAAUUACCAGAAAGCCCACCAGCAACAUAAUUUUAAAGCCUUUCAGAUUACUUUUAAAAAAUGCAGCUUACAUAAAACAACUUGUGCCUAUUUUAUUUCUAAUCCAUCACUUCAAAAGAUGGUAAUCUUUCAACUCAUUACUCCUCCAAUUUUUAAUGUCGAAUUUUUUUCUAACACAAUAACGAAAAGCUUUUAUUUAUAAAAAGGCUUGAAAAAUAUAGACAAUCUUUAAUGUAUUAUUUGUAAUUAUAUUCUAUCUGUAGGUUAUAAUAAAGGCUUCCUGAUGUUAGUAAUAAUACAUUUAGUGACUUCUCAUUUCUAUUUUGAAGUAACAUGAAACACAGAGGCCCUGUAACAUUUCAGAGGGAGUUGUUAAGUUAUACUAACUACUGAAACUAGUGUUUUGGAACUAGAAAAUCACAUCGAUAGCACAUCAAUGGUAAAACAGCACCAGUCAGAUGGUCUUUAUAAAACAGAUACACUGACUUCGCAUAGCAAGGCCGUGUUAGGAAUGUAGCACAGGCUGAGCUACUCAGUGCCACCCAGGUCCAGAAAGAUGAGCCUGACUCCACGUAGGGCCCCAGUUUAAAGUACAGGUGACUCCAGCCGGGCGUGGUGGCUCACACACUUUGGGAGGCUGAGGUGGGCGGAUCUCAGGUCAAGGGUUAGAGAUUAGCCUGGCCCACAUGGUGAAACCCCCUCUCUACUAAAAAUACAAAAUUUAGCCUGCUGUGAUAGUGCACGCCUGUAAUCUCAGCGACUUGGGAGGCUGAGGCAGGAGAAUCAUUUGAACCUGGGAGGCAGAGGUUGCAGUGAGCUGAGACUGCGCCACUGCACUCCGGCCUGGGCAAAAAGAGCGAGACUCUGUCUCAAAUAAAUAAGUAAAUAAAUAAAUAACAAUAAAGUAUAAGCUGACUCCAGCUCUCAGAGUCACAACUCUGAUCAAAUUCUCUCCACUGCUGGUGAUGCAGAAAGAAUACACAGCAUUAAAUACAAGACUUAUUAGGAAAAAGAAUAUUGGAAAAAUUUAGAUAAGCAUACAUGAUGACUUUGUGAUUUUUAUUUCAUUAGUAAGAUAAGCCCAUAUAAAAACCGCUGGUAAAUCCAUUUGCAUUAGCUGCAAUGAUUAAGAAAUGGUGUUCCUGGAAGCUAGGAAAACAAGUUUGAUUCCAAACUCAUUUUUGCAUUUCACAAAUUAUUUUCUAAAGCUUGAAAAUCCUAUCUACAAUUCCAUAAAAAUAUUCUGACUCUGCAGUGAAUAAUAAAUGAGAAAAUGCAUGAAGUGCCUAUUACAAAACAUACAACAAGAUAAUGCUAUACAAUUCUAGCUAGCUAAUGGUAAUGACAGAAACUCCAGCAGCCUUACACAUCUGACACAGUGUAAAUGACUUACCUCAGUUGCAGGCUGUAGAAUGCCUAUCCACUAGAACCUGUGUUUGCUGGUAGUCUAGGAAACAUGGUUCACUAAUGGGCAGAUCAAGUAUUAUUCACAGAAUAGCACCAUGAAACUAUUUUUCUGAAUCUUUGGUCAAGCCCCCUUUAGUCCUCUUCUCUUUGGUCUUCAUUUAGUAGGGCCCCAUAUGACAGAUGCGGAGAUGGAAAACACUUUUCUUAACCAUAUUUUUAUAGUUUCCUCACAUGCAGUGAGAAGCUAGUCAGAUUUUCUCUUUUUAUUAAGGGAAAAA